GUAAUGCAUGGUUGCUGCUUGCUACUACGUCCCAGUCUACUAGCUAGAAGGCAGUUGCUCUCCGGUCCAAACGGGGCUAGCCGGGGACGUGGAGUGCGGCACAAGACCACGUCUCGUGCCCUCAAAGGUUGCUCUGUUCGCCACUCUCGGGCCGAUGGGUCCAUGGAUUGAUCGCUUAGCAAGCUCGAAUCUUUGAUCUUCCAAGGCACCGCAGCCGAUCCAGUGGCCAAUGUUACGUGACGCCUACCUACUUGUAGUGGCUCUGAUGAUGAAUGCCUAAAUGGCUAUGAUGGAGAAGGGAUGUUCUUUUGCGCCCACAAUAAUCUGUCUUCCUGCAGUGAUCCAUUUGUGUAUAUAAAAGCGCCCCCCGUAAUCUGUCCAACGGCCUGCUUUGAGCUCUCUUUUAACUUGGAACCGCCUCUUCCCAGAGCAGAAUGGUGCGUCGCAGAACAUGUGGGAUCUGUAUCAUUCUCUGCACCAUCUUCGUAUCGACUAUGCUCGUAUCUGCCGGCGACGAUGGGCUAUUCCGUAUUGCUUUGAAGAAAAGACCGGUACCAAAAGGCCUCUAUGGUGAACUAUGGCCAAAGAGUACAUCAGAGAACGAAGCCACACUUGGAUAUGCUAGCGUCAGGCUGAACCGCGCUGCGGGGAGAAAGGUUGAUCCGGUGAGGGAAGCAGUUAACCAAGUUCGUGUCAACGAGCAAAGGAUGUUCGUGGAGGUUGCGGCCGCGGAACAGCGGCGCAAGAGUUACCGGAGUCGCAGAUGGGCCAGAGAAAACCACAGUUUGCGUGAUGGUCAGCAGGCCGUUAUCGAGCUGAAGAACUAUGCAAAUGUUCAAUAUGUUGGGCAGAUCGGAGUUGGAAACCCACCGCAGAAUUUCACGGUCGUCUUUGACACGGGGAGCUCAAACCUCUGGGUGCCUUCCGCCGAUUGCUACUUUUCGCUUGCUUGCUACUUCCAUGCCAGGUAUGUAUCAGGACGGUCCAGCGCUUACAAAGAAAACGGAACACCUGUUGCCUUGCACUAUGGACCAGCAGGAGCAAUUUUUGGUUUUUACAGUGAAGAUGAGGUUACUGUUGGCGGCCUCGUCGUUAAAAAUCAGGAAUUCGUUGAAGCUACUUAUGAGCAUGGCUUUACAUUUUUAGCGGCAAAAUUUGAUGGCAUCCUUGGACUCGGAUUUAAGGAAAUUUCAGUUGAAGGCUCAGUUCCAGUCUGGUACAAUAUGGUUGCACAAGGUCUUGUGAAAAAUCCUACUUUCUCCUUUUGGCUAAAUCGAAAUUCAAACGAUGGGGAGGGAGGUGAAAUCGUUUUCGGAGGUGAUGACCCAAAACAUUACAAAGGCAGUCAUACAUACACCCGAGUUACCAGGAAAGCAUUUUGGCAGUUUGAAAUGGGGGACUUUCUUAUUGGUGGGAGGAGCACUGGAAUUUGUGUGGAUGGUUGUGCGGCAAUAGCACACUCGGGAAUUUCGUUGGUUGCUGGUCCAAUAUGUGCCAUUGCCCAGAUCCAUGAACAGAUUGGAGCUACAGGAGUGGCUAACGAAGAGUGCAAACAAGUCGUCACUGGAUAUGGGGAAGAAAUGAUGGAAUUGCUGAAAACUAAGACACCACCAGCACAAGUAUGUUCGAGGAUUGGACUCUGUGCAUCUGAUAGAACUCGUGGAGCUAGUGCUGGUAUCGAGAGUGUAGCGGGAGAGGCAGGAACAUCAUCUGUAGAUGGCAUGUCUGACGCUUUAUGUAACGCAUGCGAGAUGGCAGUUACCUGGAUGCAGAGCGAGUUCGUUCAGAACCGCACCAAGGAGGGCACGCUCGAGUAUGUCAAUCGGCUCUGCCACCGUAUGCCAAGUCCAGUGGGAUCAUAUGUGGACUGUAGACGCAUCGAUUCCUUGCCAAGUAUCUCAUUCAGCAUAGGUGGACGCAUAUUCGAGCUCCAGCCACAGCAGUAUAUUCUCAAGGUUGGCGAAGGAUUUCUGACUCGGUGUAUCAGCGGAUUCACGCCCUUGGAAAUACCCCCUCCAAUAGGCCCUUUCUGGAUACUAGGCGAGGUCUUCAUGGGAGCGUACCACACCAUCUUUGAUUACGGCAAGAUGAAGGUUGGCUUCGCAGAUUCAGCAUGAGUGCAUGACAUAAGCAUUUCACUGCUAUAAGACUGUCUUCGACUGAGCAAAACAUGGUCGUCCCUAAGUACAUGGGAAGUUGCUUCCAGAUUUAUUUACUGUUACAUAUAGUUAAGCUGAAACGUGUCAGUUUACCGUCUUAGUUCUGGUCAUGUAUAAUAACUGGGUGGUGGAAACACCAAGAUGCACCAAGUUCAUGUUUAGUUUUCUUGGGCUGGCACCAAGAAUGGCAACAUGUUUUGUUGUCAAAUACCAAAAGCUCUUCAUACCC
Molecule: messenger RNA, 2388 nt
Organism: Lolium perenne
Lineage: Eukaryota; Viridiplantae; Streptophyta; Magnoliopsida; Poales; Poaceae
Product: aspartic proteinase oryzasin-1
Biological process (GO): lipid metabolic process; proteolysis
Molecular function (GO): aspartic-type endopeptidase activity
Source: RefSeq, a predicted model, not a curated record